Messenger RNA from Homalodisca vitripennis (glassy-winged sharpshooter), 3841 nucleotides. RefSeq names its product glutamine-dependent NAD(+) synthetase (gene Nadsyn). Gene Ontology annotation, biological process: NAD+ biosynthetic process. Bases 190 to 2442 code for a protein of 750 amino acids. Gene Ontology annotation, molecular function: glutaminase activity; ATP binding; NAD+ synthase (glutamine-hydrolyzing) activity. Gene Ontology annotation, cellular component: cytoplasm. NCBI's taxonomy places the organism in Eukaryota, Metazoa, Arthropoda, Insecta, Hemiptera, Cicadellidae. The record is from RefSeq and is a predicted model, not a curated record. The transcript has 16 exons.
ACCAGCGGUACCAGUUCGUAACAGGUGUUUUUAUUGAUACAGCUAAGACUAUUGAUACAACGUGACGUUUCAUUCAAAUGGUUUGUGUUUACUUAGUUCUGUGAAAGUAUUUGUGUUUCAGAUAAGGAAUUAAUUAUACAUUGAGCAACAUACAUUUGCGUUGCCUGCUUUGUUAUUGUUAGAUCAAAUAUGGGGCGUAAGGUGACAUUGGCAGUUAGCACUUUGAACCAGUGGGCUUUGGACUUUGAAGGCAACUUGGCACGAAUCCUGCAGAGUAUACAGGCAGCUAAGGAUGCUGGUGCUACAUACAGAAGUGGUCCAGAACUGGAAAUAUGUGGGUACAACUGUGAGGACCACUUUUUAGAAAGUGACACUCUGUUACAUUCUUGGGAGUUGCUGUUGGAACUCCUCAUCAGUCCCAUCUGCAAAGACAUUAUUGUGGAUGUGGGGAUGCCAGUGAUGCACAAGAAUGCUACGUACAACUGCCGAGUUAUAUUUCUGAACAGAAAGUUGCUGCUCAUUCGACCAAAGUUACUAAUGUGUGACACAGCGAGCUACAGAGAAACUCGUUGGUUCAGUGCUUGGAGAAAAUUGCAAGAGACUGAGGAUUACUAUUUGCCAAGAAUGAUCCAGACUUACACAGGCCAGUCUGUAGUUGCUUUCGGAGAUGGUGUCAUCUCUACCAAAGACACCUGCAUUGGCUUUGAAAUCUGUGAGGAACUUUGGAACCCUGUCAGCUCUCACAUCCCAUUGUCCCUUGAUGGUGUGGAAAUUGUAGCCAAUGGUUCAGGCUCAUAUAUGGAGUUGAGAAAAGCCUACACCACUGUAGAGCUUGUCAAGUCUGCCACAUUCAAGGCAGGGGGCUGUUACCUAUUCAACAACUUGCGGGGCUGUGAUGGUCAAAGAAUGUACUUCAACGGGUGUUCCUGUAUCGCACUGAAUGGGGAGGUCAUCGCUCGUAGUCUGCAGUUCUCGCUGCAAGAAGUGGAAGUAGUGGUAGCCACCAUAGACUUGGAGGAUAUUCGCUCCUACAGGAAUCAAGUCCGAUCACGCUGUACACUUAGUGGCUCCCAUAAGGCAUACCCUCGGAUUAAUGUGGACUUCUCUCUGUCGGAAACUGGGCCAUGGGGAUCAGUGGCACCCUCCUACAACCCCAUCACAUGGAUAUACCAUCCUCCUGAAGAAGAGAUAGCGAUGGGUCCAGCUUGCUGGCUGUGGGACUACCUCAGGCGGUCAGGACAAGGAGGUUACUUCCUGCCCCUGAGUGGAGGAGUCGACUCGUCCGCUGUCGCUUGUAUCGUUCAUUCCAUGUGCCGGAUGGUGGUGUCUGCGUGUGCGGCUGGGGACACGCAGGUGCUGGCAGAUGUCCGCAAGAUGGUGUGUGACGCAGAGUAUGUGCCCAGACAGCCGCAGGAGCUGUGUGGCCGUCUGCUCUUCACCUGCUACAUGGGCACCCAGAACUCCUCUGUGGAGACCAGACAACGUGCCAAGACUCUGGCUGCGCAGAUUGGCAGUUACCACACAGACAUCAGUAUAGACGGAGCAGUGUCUGCCUGUCUGUCCAUCUUCUCCCUGGUGACAGGAAUGAAGCCUCAGUUUGCAGUCCAUGGAGGUUCGGCUCGGGAGUCCUUGGCCAUGCAGAACAUACAGGCGAGAUUACGCAUGGUGCUGUCGUACCUGUUCGCCCAGCUGAUGUUAUGGGCCAAGAGCCGUUCAGGAGGGCUCUUGGUGCUCGGCUCAGCCAAUGUGGAUGAAGCGUUGCGAGGCUACAUGACCAAAUAUGACUGUUCCUCCGCUGACGUCAACCCGAUUGGUGGCAUUUCCAAGACUGAUCUUAAGAAGUUUCUAGUUUACGCCAAAGAUAAGUUCAAUCUGCCAGUGCUGGAGGAUAUCAUGGCUGCAGCCCCGACAGCUGAACUAGAACCACUGACAGAUGGUCGCAUCACACAGACAGAUGAGCAGGACAUGGGCAUGACGUACGCGGAGCUGAGUACUUACGGCCGCCUACGCAAGAUACACCGGUGUGGUCCCUACUCUAUGUUCUGUAAACUGGUCUCCACGUGGGGUGAUCAGUGCACUCCUGCCGAGGUAGCAGAGAAGGUGAAACACUUCUUCCGGUGCUAUGCAAUCAACAGGCACAAGAUGACUGUGCUGACUCCAUCCAUCCAUACAGAAGACUACAGUCCAGAUGACAACCGGCAUGAUCACAGGCCCUUGCUAUACAAUGUGUCCUGGAACUGGCAGUUCCGGUGCAUCAGUGAACAGCUCCAGCAGUUGUCUGCAACAACAGAUCUGUUAGACAAGACACCUAAGACAACUCCAGCCAAGGCUCGGCUCAGCAAACUCAUGGACCGUAAGUGCUGCUCUUCUCUCCCCCUACCCCCUCCUCCUUCUCCUGCACAAGUACUUUGCUUCGUGAAGCCAAUGGAAAGACAGGAGUAGUAGUGUAGCCAACGAGACAACUAUUGUCUGCGGAACUUCGACUUGCCCAUCUUUUCGUUUUAGUUUAGUUGUUUAAUAAAGAGACAAUAAGUAUUAUUGAAGCUAGUAGUAUCCAUUUGUUUAUAUUUUGUGUAAACGCUGAAUUAAAAUUUCACUAAUCAGUUAAACACACCACUUUAAGCACAUUGGAUACCUACAUGUUCCAGUGAUGAACUAAAGCCAAAUAUAUUAGUUAUGAUUUAAACAUUUUUAUUUCUUAUAUUUUAAUAUUUUGCUGUAAGUUUAAGUUUUUCAGUAACUAGUUAGUUAAUAUUAGGUGUAAUAAAGUUGAUAGUGCGAUAUUGAUUAUUUAGUUGUCAGAUACAUCAAUAAAACUUUCAGAAUAGUACAGUAUAGAACAGAAUAGUAAAGUUUAGUACAGAAUUACAGUAUAGUUCACAUGCAGUACUAUGUAAAUUACUAGUAGAAACUGAACUGAAUUAUGGUAUCACUAAUAUUACUUUCCAACCUGAUUUUUUUUAGUUUAGAUUACUACACUGCACAGCUGCAAAGAAUAGGUUGUUGAAAAUAUAUGUUCCUUAAUUAUUUUAAGAUUGAAAUCACUUGAUUGAUGUAAGUUUGAACCACUAUACUUCCUGUUGAAGUGAAAAUAUUUAUGAACAACAUGUAAAAUAAACUAAUGUAGAUAACAAUAAAGAUCAAUAUUUUAUUUUUUUAAUAUGUAAAACCUGAUUGGUAACAGGUUAUUUAUUUUUUAUAGUGGACAGAAGUUACAGUUUAAGAUCUAAUGUUUUUUUAACUCUCUAAUGUUUUAAUAUGCUUCCCUAAUAUUAUUUCGUGUUGUUAAAGAUUUUAAAUUCCUUUAAAUAUUUAAGUAUUAUAAAUUUUAUCUAAAAGUUACUCAUUUUAUGUAUUAAAUGUUGUUCCUUAUGUAAGCUUUUGUUGGAGAAAUUUAUGGAUUUUCUACAUUUAUAUUUUAAAAGUUAAUUUCAUAUUUGUUUAUGCAAUAAAAAAUAGUAAAACAAACUCAAUUUUAAAUAACUAUUUUCUUUGAGAAAAUCCUUUUUAAAUUAGCAACAUCAUAUUUAUAACGAUUAAAUGAAAUCUGAUAAAAUAUUGAACAUUUACAUCUAAUAGAUAUAAGUUUUAAUUUGCAAUAAGUUAGUUUCCAAAAAUUUUAUACAACUGUGGUGUAAUUUUAUUUACUUAUGUUCUAUGACAUCCUAAGAUUACUGACAUAGUUUAUAAGUAAAACACCUAAUUAUGAAUACAGUCUCAGGCUAAAUGAAUUAAUUCUGUGUACAACACAGGUUCUGUUUAAUAACUAAUAACAUAUCAUAAUGUACAGUUUAGAUUAAUGUCCAUGACAUUUUAUUUAAAAUAAAAGUCUUCAUUGUUA